Messenger RNA from Galleria mellonella (greater wax moth), 1685 nucleotides. RefSeq names its product protein YIPF5 (gene Yip1d1). The transcript has 2 exons. The record is from RefSeq and is a predicted model, not a curated record. Gene Ontology annotation, cellular component: trans-Golgi network. Bases 289 to 1077 code for a protein of 262 amino acids. Gene Ontology annotation, biological process: vesicle fusion with Golgi apparatus; endoplasmic reticulum to Golgi vesicle-mediated transport. NCBI's taxonomy places the organism in Eukaryota, Metazoa, Arthropoda, Insecta, Lepidoptera, Pyralidae.
AAUAAUUAUAAAAGGGAAAAAUAGAAGCAAAACUUAAAUCAAAAUACUUAUAAUAUAGAUAUAUAAAAUAGUAUACAUAUUAGCAAUUUUUAUUUUAAUCUGGCUGAAGUAAAGAGUAGAAAAUCAGGAGUCUGCUUUGUUUUGUGAAUUUGUGUUUGAUGUAAUUUUUUCAUCAACUGAUAACCAGUAUAGAUCCAAAUAUAGUUUAAUUUUUUAAAACAAUUUGCAUUCAGAAACAACCUAUUGUUUUCAAGUUACUACAAGAAAUAUAAUUUUAUAAAUAAUACUAUGGCCAAUUAUAAUCCUAACGAUUUCUCUUGGCAAACACAGAAUACUGCCCAGAAUUAUUCCUUUGAUACUUCUAAUACUUUUGCAGAUCCUGCUCAGACAUUAGACUUUCAGACAUUUCCGAGUGAACAACAAAACUUCUCUUAUGAAUCAACACAAGGUCCUAUACCUGCUAAUAACAACCAAUAUUAUAAUCCAAAUUUAUUUACCCCAGCACCUCUCACUGGAGAAACUAUAACUGAAACAGAAUUUGAUGAACCUCCUUUGUUGGAUGAACUGGAAAUAUACCCUGACAGGAUACUGGAAAAAACUUUAGCUGUUUUAAACCCUUUUCAUGGCCAAUCAAAAGCAGAUGAUGCAAACUUCUUGUUGAGAGACACAGAUAUAGCAGGCCCUAUAGCUUUCUGUUUGGCACUUGCAGUAUGUCUAUUUCUUUCGGGGAAUAAGGCACAUUUUGGUUAUGUAUAUGGUCUCUCUGUAAUGUCAGUUGUUUUAAUGUAUUUCUUGUUAUCAUUGAUGAGUCGUACUGAAGGUGUGUUUACUCUUUUAAGUGUUGCUAGUGUAUUAGGAUACUGUAUGUUACCAAUGGUAGUUUUAGCAGGCUUGGGAAUUUUUGUAUCCCUAGAAGGAACAAUUGGGCUUACAUUAUCAGCUUUAGCAGUGAUUUGGUCAGCUCUAUCAGCAAGCAGGCUGUUUGUGACAAUGUCUGGUGAUGCAGAACAGAGACCACUUAUUGCAUAUCCCUGUGCUUUAGUAAAUGGUGUUUUUGCAUUGCUAGUACUUUUUUGAAAAGGAUAUAUUUUACUAAUUUUUGUUUUUAUGUAAAAAGUAACUAAUUUUAUACCUAUUAUUAAUGUAACUAUGUCUAUAUUUAAUGUAUAACUAUAUUCUAUAAAAUCUGAAAAACUCCUAAUUGUAUAAUUUUUUUUAUGAUUUUGAAAACAAGAUUGGUAAGUUUAAUUGGCAGUGUAGAAUAAUAAAUAUUAAAAUGUAAUAACCAUUGCAUAAAUAUAUAUUAUUGUAACCCUAACUUCUAUAAGCUUUUACAUCUGCAUUAUAAAUGCUUAAUUUUACUACCACAUGAUCAUUAUUCAUAUAUUUCAUUAUAUAUGCCCCUAAAAUUAGCUCUUCAAAUUGGACUUAUGUUCUGUUAUAUACUAUAUAUAACAUUUCAGAUGAAGUUUUAUAUAAAUAUAUCAGAAUUUUGUAUCAAACACAUAGAAGAUCUAGGGCUAUAUUAAAUUCUAUACAGAUAUUGGAGGGCCAUUAACUUUUCAGUUAACAGUUUGAAGAUUUUGUAAUAUUCAUAUUAUAUCCAUAUAUAAAAGGAAAAUAAUAGUUCAUUUUAAUAAUGUCCACAUAUUUAUCCUUUUUGUUAAAUAAAUCGAGUUUAUAUU